Humulus lupulus (European hop) is the source of this 2151-nucleotide messenger RNA. Its product is annotated as flocculation protein FLO11-like. Lineage: Eukaryota; Viridiplantae; Streptophyta; Magnoliopsida; Rosales; Cannabaceae. The record is from RefSeq and is a predicted model, not a curated record. The transcript has 7 exons. Bases 1 to 2151 code for a protein of 716 amino acids.
AUGGAGACCAAUCACGCGGCUGGCGAUGACGAUGAGCAGAAAGAUGAGCCUGAGGUGCCCCUUGUGCGGAAGAGGAGAGCUUCAGAGGAUGCCCGGGAUCCAGAUUUGGACCGAGAUCAAUCAGGGGCAGCAAUCGGCGAGGAGAUGGCAGAGAGGGUAGGACUUGACAUCCGUUCGAUGUUCCCAAGAGGGAAGCCAAUCGAGGGUCCCCUCGUCAAGAGGCUUCAGCCUUCUUCUAAGAAAACGCCACCCCUGGCUGCAACUACCUCUCAAUCCCCGGCUAAGGGGAAAAGCUCGGGCCUAGGAGCUGCACCUGCUGCCGGACCUACCGCGACAUUUUCUCGCCCUCCUCCCCCUCCUCCUCCUGCUCGGGAACCGGUAGCACCGGAUCUGGAGCUGAUUCCAGACACUUUACAAGGGACCGUCUAUGAGACGACGAACUACUCGGUGGAGAAUUUCUACAAGGCCAAGCCCACCAAUCUGAGGGCAAUCAAGGAGAGGAGCCCUGAGAACGUGAUGGAAUCUUCUCUCGAAAUGAACCUCACAGCGGUCUUGACCCUCCACCGCAGCAUCUCUCGGGCUAGGUCUAGGAAUGAGGAGAUUAAGGCCGAGCUGGCCACAGCCCAAGAUGCUCUUGCCGCAUCAAAGCAGAAUGAGCAUACUGCCAGGGCUGCCUUGGCGGUGGCCCAAGCGAGUGAGCGGGAAGCAAAGUUUGCCCUCACUACUGCCCAAGCAGCCGAGCAGGAAGUGAAAGCUGCCCUCGCCGCAGUUCAGGCAGGUGAGCAGGAAGAAAAAAAUGAAAUCACCACUUCCCAGGCAGGUGAGCAAGAGGCGAGAGCUACUUCAGCAGCUCUCCAGGUCGAGCUUGAGGGGGCCAAGGCAAAGCUGUUGGAAGCCGAGGCGGCCGUCCGGGAGAAGAAGGAAGCGUCGGCAUUCUCCAUGGAGAACAUGCCUGCUAAACGUGCCUUCGACUUGUACACCAAGUCAGCGAGCAAGAAGAAAUCCCAUAGGCGCCAGUCUGGGGAGGGCUGCAGCAACCAGCCUGCGAAAAAUUCUCGAACAGACGACCCUCCCGCUUCUACUCCAACGAGGGAGAAAACUCCUCCACCAGCUCCUACCAGGGAGGCGACUCCUCCAACUCCAACAAACCCAGAUCUUCCGUCUCUGGUCGGACAGACUCCUCCUCCGGCUCCAGUCGACCCUACGCCUCCAACAUCCAUCGUCCAGCAGUCGGCUGGUCGUCGAAAAGAAGCCUCAGGAGACGACCUUACGACCACGGGGGUGCUUACCCUGACCUCUGGUUGGCGAUCUUCGAGGACGCAUAAUGCUCAGUUUGAGAAGAAACUCAACGAUCAACUCAGUGCUGCUGAGGCUCAAUACACCGAGCAACUCAAGGUGUCUGAGGCUACUUAUGCCGAGCAGCUGAAGGCGGUCGAUGCGAAACAUUCUGAGGCCCUCAAAGAGGUCGAGGUGAAGCAUAACGAGGCUCUUAAAAAAUUCAAGACGAAGCACCUCGAGGCAUUGCAAGUGACCGAGGCCAUAAUUGUUUCUCUCAAAGAGGAGCUCAAGAGGAAGGAUGCAAGUAUCGAUAAGAUCACUGCAUCCAAGGAGCAGUACAAGGAACUCUUACUCAGGAAUUUUCGGGAAGCCCACAAGCUUCAAGAUGAGCUUGCAAUAAGUCGCCAAGUGGUUGCUGCUUUAGAGGACAGAACGCCCGCAACCUUCAAGACUAUGAGGGGGCAUCGUUCGAGUGCUUCUACUUUUGGAACCGGUGAGAGAAGAAGCUGUGAGGAUAUGAUUUGGGUGAUCUGCCGAGCUCAAGAAGUAAGGUGUGUCUUCGACUUGGAGACGAGGCCUGUCGUGAAUGUGCUCGGGAGGAGGGGAAUCCCUUUGUUGAGGAAUUUCAGAGGCGAUUGGUGCUUGAUGCACACAAGGACGAGUGCUGGUGGUGGUUUCUCCAUGGACAUGAGGAAUUCAGGACAAUUUGCAACAGAGGAGUCAUCGCUAGUGCUGGUUUUGCCAUGGGUGGUGGAGUUUCGUGUGCUUGGUCUAGCCAUGGAGAUGGAGAAGCAAGACAGAGCAAAGAAGAAGGAAGGAGGAAGAAGGAGAAAGUGUUUAUCAUCUCUGUUUUGUAAUCUUAUACCAUCUUGA